CCUGCACCUGGAGCUACAGCCACACCUGCAGCCGCACCUGGACCUGCAGCCGCACCUGGACCUGCACCUACAAUUGCAGUCGCACUUGGACCUACAUUUGCACCUGCAGCCGCCUGGAGCUGCAGCCAUACCUGCACCUGCAGUCGCAUCUGCACUUGCACCUAUACCCGCACCUGGGGCUGCAGCCAUACUUGCAGCCGUAACCCCACCUGCACCUGGAGACGCACCUGCAGCCGCCAGGAUGUCGAAGAUGCCGGCCAAGAAGAAGAGCUGUUUCCAGAUCACCAGCGUGACGCAGGCGCAGGUGGCGGCCGGCGGCGCCGCCGACGACACCGAGAGUCUGGACGACCCGGACGAGUCGCGGACCGAAGACGUCUCGUCGGAGAUAUACGACGUGUCCCGGGCCGAGUACGAGCCCGUGUGUGACCGGAGCUCGUCCGAGGGCGAGGCGGAGGCGCCGGCGCCGGCCCCCCUGGCCGGGGAGCCGGCGGGGGUGUCCGGCUCCGUUGGGGGGGCCGCUGCUGCUCCCCUAGUGGGAGUGGGCCUCCCGGCACCUUCACCCCAGCCUGCUGCAGCUGCCAGCACCGCCGCCCCCCCUGCCACCUCCACCUGCUCCUCACGCUUCAGAGUGAUCAAACUGGACCACGGUACCGGAGAACCCUUCAGACGGGGCAGGUGGACCUGUACAGAGUUCUAUGAGCGGGACUCGGAGGCCGGCAGGACUGCAGACAGCAUACGGCACGGCAGCGUGACGUUGGACCCAGCUGCGGACAGAGAAAGUGGGCCGGGGCUCCCGGGGGGUUCUGCUGUCCCCCUGGCGACGCACUCGGGCCUGGGUUCCACGGCAGAGGCGUCGCAUUUGUCAACCCGUCUGCAUUCAGUAGAGACGCUCUCCCAGCAGCAGCCGCAGCAAACCCUGCAGCAGAACUUCGGUGCCCCCCAGCCCGGUGUGGGCGGGUCGGCCCGCGCUGCUCCCCUGAACAUCAAGCCCACGGCCGCUGAGGGAGCGCUGCAGCCGCCUGCGGCGCAGAACCUGCUACCUGUCGGACAGAACGGCCUCUCUCAGCCCGGCGUCCACUUACAGAAGUCCCCCGUCAUGCCCCCGGCAGCCCAGCCCGUCCCAUUCCCCCCCCAGCAGCAGGUUGCCGUGGGUCACCACCUGGCCAGCCAGACCGAGUACUACCAGCCCCAGCAGUCAGGGCCGCCCCUCCCUCUGUCCAGCCUGUCCGCGGGGCCCGGUGGACAAGGUCCCCCGUCGGGGCCGAGUCAGGCCGGAGAGGGUCCUGGAGCAGGAGGGGGGGGUGUGACCGCUGGACUACCAGCUGCAGCUGGAGGUACCGGAGGCCCCGCACUGGCCGGGGGCCCCGCUCCGCCGCAGCAGACUGUGGGCCAGUACGCGGCUGCCCCGGGGCCGCCCCAGCCCCUCGGCCCCCCCGGGUCCUCGGGGGGACAGAUCGUGCCUGCCAUGGCGGUGAGCUCCAGCGUGCUCGCCGCCGUGUCCGCCGCCAUGCUCAGUGCCUCCAGUUCAGCCCUGCCAAAUGCUACGGGCUUCAGUUUGCCUCCCAGCAGGGCUCCGGGGGCCUUGGGGGCCCUGGGGGGCCUCCCAGCAGCCGGGUUUGGACAGAUGGAGGCUGGGGGACGGAAGUCGGAGGGACUCAUCAACGCACAGUCUCCGCUCGUCUCUGGGAGGGACGUGGUGAAGCCCUUCAUGUCGGAGACCCUGCAGCUCAGCGGCCCGACUGUCAACAGCCUGUUUGGAAUCCACAUACCUGUAGACGGGGAGGAAGACAGUGCCUCUGGAACCAACAUUGUUGCCAUCGAUAAUAAAAUUGAACAGGCAAUGGACCUGGUGAAAAGCCAUCUGAUGUAUGCAGUUCGCGAGGAGGUGGAGGUGCUGAAGGAGCAGAUCAAGGAGCUGUACGAGAGGAACUCUGUGCUGGAGAAGGAGAACGCUGUACUGAAAUCUCUGGCCAACAGCGAGCAGCUGUCCCAGCUGUCCCCCCCUCCGCCGGCCGCCAGCUCGGGUGCGGCCCCCCCCCCCUCAGCAGCAGCAGCAGCCGGCGCCGCCGCCGCACCCCCAGCUCCGGCUCCUCCCCAAACCCCAGCAGCCCCAGCAGCCCCAGCAGCCCCAGCUGGAGCCGGGCCAGCAGCUGCAGCCCAACGUCACCUCCGCUUGAAGUGCAUCAGCAACUAAAGAGACACUGAGAGAAGAGCAUCUUCUUGUACAACUUAUUAUAAUUAGUAUAUGUGAAAUUAAAAGGAAGAAAAAAAACUUUGUCUUCUUAGCCACCAGCUUGACCACAGAGUACAGUGUGUGUGUGUGUGUGUCAGUGUGUGUGUGUGUCGACGAGAGUCGGCCAGAGCGACUGUGAACCUGUUGAAGUGUGCGUGUGCAUCUGUACUGUGGGCCUUUCCAGUGUUAAUGCAAUCAUCAGAGCGACGGAGACUGAGGCGGAGGGCGUAGCGGCGGCACCGCGGGUCAUGCAUGGUUUCCUUUGGUUUUUACACCUCUUACUGAUGGGACGACUGACGGGACUGACCUCAGUGUUCUGCAGACCUGCCACUGCUCAGACGAGGGGAGUUGAAAUAAAGGAGGGGGGGGGUCUCUUGUGAGGAUCAGACGGGAGUGGGGUUUCCUUUUAAAUGAGAGAAUGCAGGUAAAGCGGUAUUUUUCACGGUCCGUGUACUUCACGGCCAUUGGUUUUUGUUUUGAAAUGACAAAAUAAAAAGAGAAAUAAUCCGUUUCCCAUCUUUUGUUUUGAUAAUAAAAAAACGGAAAACGGAUCGUUAUCCGAUUUCAUUGAUGUGUUUGAAAAUCAAAAUUGGGAAUUAAAACAGCGAAUGGAAAACUCUUUUCUCUAUUUCCUAUUCGUUUCCAACAGGGGGGCAGUAUGUUAGAGUUCAGUACAUGUUAUUGAUUGGACGCUGCAGCUGAACGGACUGUCACAACAUCACUGCAGUUUCAUGACGGAGUGAAGACAGAUUACAGAUUAAACUCAUGUUUCACUCCCAGGUUUCAUAUUUGAUUUAUUUUCUGUUUCAACAUUAAAAAAAUCUAAAACUUAAUUUUCAAUCUGAUGAACAAAAGAAGCAGAAACAACUUUCUUCAUGUAUUACUGCGCAUGUGCAAUCCCCCCAUUUGUCCAAUCCUUGUUUUCAGUAUCCUUGGAAACCAAUAGGAAAUAGAGAAAAGAGUUUUCCACUCGCUGUUUUAAUUCCCAAUUUCGAUUUUCAAACACAUCAAUGAAAUCGGAUAACGGAUAACAGAUAAUGGAUAACGAUACGUUUUCCGUUUUUUAUUAUCAAAACAAAAGAAACGGGAAACGGAUUAUUUUGGAUUCUUUCUCCAUUUUUAUUUUGUCUUUUCCAAACAAAAGGAUGGCUGAAGUACGCAGACCUUUCACCUUGCUUUUUCAUGUUGUAAAGUGAAAAUUGGGAGUGGUUUGUUUUGUUUUUUUUGGGGGGGGCACCACACUGCUGCCGUUACUUUUGCAUCAGUCUUCUGAGUUCUACUGUCACUAGUGUUGUAUUUAUUGCGGCUGCUCCUCGUAAACGAUCAGUGUCAUGAAUCCUGUCGAAGAGCAGCCUGUUUCUUCUUUUCUUUCAGUGUUUUUUUUUUUUUUAAAGCUCGAUCACACUUCCCUGGCAAAGUUUUGUGAAAAUGGAGGCUAAAAUAAAAUCAACCCAAUUCUGA
This is a messenger RNA of Cololabis saira (Pacific saury), 3694 nucleotides long. RefSeq names its product TSC22 domain family protein 2-like. Bases 242 to 2194 code for a protein of 650 amino acids. The transcript has 3 exons. The record is from RefSeq and is a predicted model, not a curated record. NCBI's taxonomy places the organism in Eukaryota, Metazoa, Chordata, Actinopteri, Beloniformes, Belonidae. Gene Ontology annotation, biological process: regulation of transcription by RNA polymerase II.